AUGGGCAAGAGACGGAACUGCUUCGUCACUCGACUUGUGUGUUUGGGAUUGUCGUCUUGCUGCGGUCGCCGGCGUCGACCGAAGUGCCUUCUGGCGAUGCGGGGGGAGGUGAUCUUGGAGGAUUUGAACGUAGGGAGGGUCAUCUGUGAUUCUCGCGAACGAAUGAUAGCCGAGCAGGUGGAUGACGCUGAAGCUGCCCCAAACCAUGAUUUUCUGUCUGUUCUUCGGGAUUCGCUCGACCUCGCCUCUUGGUUUCUUUCACCAUCGACGAAUCGUGUGUCUGAAGAGUCGGUAGGAGGUCUCGUCGGUGAAUGUCGUUCGGCUCCAGUCGUCGUUCUCGUGUCGAAUUGCUCACUGGACGCGCGCAUCUUUGUGCUUCUGUGUCAACGUUGGCGUCGCGUGGGGCAAAGCACUCUUGGAGCCCAUCCGUUUGAGUUGGCGUUGUACCGUCCGUCGGGACACGUGCCGACUUCAGUCCCGAAGCAACGUUUGCGUCAGUUCUUUCGUCUCGUGGUUUUGUCGAAUCCACUGGCCGAGUACCUUGUCGGCGGCGGCGGUGAUCGUGCAGGGUCGGCCACUACGGCGUCUGUUCUCCACCGCGCCGUGUUCUUUGAUCUUGGCAAUAUUGCCCUCGACAGUUCGAAUGGGGAUCUUCGUCAGACGAACAGUCGUGGCAAGAGGUCGAUGGCCGUUGUUCCAGAACCCCUCCCAUUGCCCGUGUCAGAUGCCUCGGUUCCAAGGGACAAGUGUCAUCGCUACUGUCUCACUUCCCUGCAACAUCCCAAACAGCGUUGCAUCGGAUUUGCCAGGCGGAGAGUUGGGCGUGGCGGAAGGGUCCAUCUGGAUCGGGCCUAUACCUCCCUGGAUGAGUAUUGGGCUGAUCUGGGUUUCUCCAUAUGUGAUAAUUCCAAGAACGGGUUCAUCUCUAAUGAGUUCCUCCAGGAAAUUCGCAAUGAGUGGUUGCAUUUCAAGCCAGAGAAACAAAGUGCAUCUCGCUCCCCGAGUCCUGGAGGUGAUUCCCUCGAACCAAACUUUGUGAUCCCCUGUGAUGUAACCUGCACCGACUCAGACCUCUUCACCGAGCCGCUUCACAUGGACCUGACGGUCCUCCCGCUUUCGCUUUCGUGUGGGCCAGUGUUGUGCGAUGCAGAUGAUGGGGCAGACCAAGACAAGGAGAAGGCAGAGGGGGAGGAGGAGAGAAAGGGAUCUGGUGGAUUGAGGGAUGGAGGGAAGCUUCCUGAAGUGGAGAGGCAGCCAACACUGAACGGGCCCGCUACGGUGGACAUGACAGAAUCGUCAUCAUAUUCCAUUCCAGUGGUGACCCCACAACUGCCCGACGUGAUCUUGUCUCAUUCUGUGCCGUCUUCCAAGCCCCUGGCCAGCAUCACUGCACGACUACCUGACUGCAAACCUCUUGCUUUCAUUCCAUCUGACCAAAAACUUGUGAAAAGGACAUGGAUUUCUUGGGCUGGGGCGAGGGUAGUCUGAUGGCUGUUCCUUGCAUUUCCCUAUUUCUGUGGCCUUUGUAUUUUCCAUGCUGAACAACCUCUUUUUGCAGUACUGUGAUGCAUGCCUUUGAAGUUCCCACCAAACUUCAUGCCUCCUCAACUUCAGCAUGAUAUUUCAUGAUAUUUUCCUUCAUUUGCUCCUGCAGCUUCGUUUAACCCUAAAUUCCAUGAUGCCCCCUUUCUUUUUCCUUUUUCAUAAUUUUGUCUGAUGCCUCCUUUCUCCAC
This is a messenger RNA of Darwinula stevensoni, 1733 nucleotides long. The record is from the annotation of a GenBank genome assembly. Lineage: Eukaryota; Metazoa; Arthropoda; Ostracoda; Podocopida; Darwinulidae.